CAUGAAUUGGUGCUAUCACAUGGUGAUCGCAUGCGGAAUCAUCUGAUCUACCUCUGAUCCGAGUCGGAGAUCGCGUGCGCUCAUGAGUUCCAUCCUGCUGUGAUUCUACUACUUGACUUGCCACCAUGGUCGUCCUGCUACUUUCAAUCAAAGCCGAACUGGAGAAUGUCGCCAGUCUUGAGGUCCCUGCCGAUUUCGAAUUCUUCUUCCAGGUUAAGUGCAACAGCUGCCACGAAGUCCAUCCCAAGCUGGUCACCCUGAAUCGACAAGAUACCUACGAUCUCUCUGGUAGCAAAGGAGCGACAGCCAAUUUUGUCUGGCGAUGUGGACUAUGCAAACGCGAAAGCUCUGCAAAGUUUGAGGAGUCCUAUCCUCUCCGGGCUUACACGGCGGAGAAUGCCCAAUUCGCACCGCUGCUCAAGAUCGAAUGCCGCGGUCUAGAGUUUGUUGGUUUCGAUCCCAAGGGCGUCUGGAGAUGCGAAGGCCAAACAGGCACCGUUUUCCCCGAGGUUGAAAUCCCUGACGCGAAUGGAGAAUGGGUGGACUAUGACGAGAAGGCUGCUUUACCAGUAGGCGUGUCCGCAAUUGAGAGCCGCUGGACGCGUGCAUAAAUUGGUAUAACUAGUACUCUUGCUUGAAGGAAACCCUGGCUCCCCAAUCACGAGCGACGGCGUCCCUCUAAUACAUCUCUUUUCCAAGACGAUGGC
This is a messenger RNA of Mycena citricolor, 707 nucleotides long. The record is from the annotation of a GenBank genome assembly. NCBI's taxonomy places the organism in Eukaryota, Fungi, Basidiomycota, Agaricomycetes, Agaricales, Mycenaceae.